AGGACAGGAAAACGAUAGCGGGGAGUUAAAUAUAGAAAAAGUAAGCAAGUUGGACCUCUCCCUGCGAGCUAUUUUGCGGGUACGAGCUCAUACCUACAACACAGCUCUGAGGGAGACGCCGCCGAGCACUCCUUCCUAGACGCCACACGCUGCAUCCUCACAAAAAAUCAUGCCACGUGCCAAGCUUGUAGACACGAAGCCCCGGGGGCGGAUGUCAGCAUAUGCCUUCUUUGUCCAGACUUGCCGAGAAGAACACAAGAAGAAGCACCCAGACGAAAAUGUUGUGUUCUCAGAGUUCUCAAGGAAAUGUGCUGAGCGGUGGAAGACUAUGACGGAUAAGGAGAAGCAGCGAUUUUAUGAGAUGGCAGAGAAGGAUAAGAAGCGCUACGACUCUGAGAUGAGUGGUUACAGGGGUCCACGGCAAUCCCGCACGGCAAGGAAACGCCGCAACCGCAAGGACCCCAAUGCACCCAAGAGAGCCCUGUCAGCUUUCUUCUGGUUCUGCAAUGAUGAACGGCCAAAGAUCCGUGCCAGCCACCCGGAGCUUGGUGUUGGGGAUGUGGCCAAGCAGUUGGGGGCUGCCUGGGGCCAAACCUUGCCAGAGUCUAAAGCCAAAUAUGAGGCCAUGGCUGAGGAGGACAAGGCCAGGUACAAAAGGGAUAUGAAGGCUUUCAAGGCUGGGAACUUUAUGGCCAACAAGAAACUCAAGACUGCCGAGGCUAAUGAUGAUGACGACGACGACGAUGAAAGUGAAAGUGAAGACGAUGAUGAGGAUGAGGACGAAUGAGUGCACUUUAUUCUAUGCAUCUUGAAGUAUUAUAUAUAUACAUGUUGGUAUAUAUAUAGUUAUUUAUGUGUAUGACCCUGACUUUUCCUAGCCUUAUGGAGUGUAGGUAUAUUUUGACACAGCAGCAGCAAAACAGGACAAGGAAAUGCACGUUGUGUUUCGCCUUGAAGAAUUGUAAUAUCAGUUUGAGGAUCAGUAGUUAGUAUAGUAUAGGUAAUGUCAGUCAUUUUUAUCAGUUUUUAUUUUUAGAUAAUUUGAUUGUAUGGAUUCUUUUAAUUCUAUUUGAGUUGCAUGGGACAGGAAUCAGUUGCAGUGCCUCAUAAUUGUUUCCCCCACUUCAUUUGGACAUUUCAAACAUUUCCCAUCAUGGAAUUGAAUAUGAUUUAAUUUUGUUUUUCCAUUAUCUGAAAGAGACAGAAUUGCCCCACUUACUCCAAUUUCUUUUGUUUUUCAUACCAAAGAAAAGGUUUUAUUGAUAUUAUUUAGCUAUUUGUGCAGUAUAGUUUCAUUUCCAAAGAGGAAAAAAAACUUAUUUAUUUCUUCAGUAGAUUAUGUAUUUAUAUUUCAGUGUAGCCAAUAGCCUUAUGGAAUCUUCAAAAUGUAAUGAGUGUUGGACAUGCAUCCUUGUAAAUAAUUACGUCUCUGGGUUGCCAAAGGAUGCCGUGACCCCCAGAGAGAGGGAGGGACGUGGGGUGGGGCAGCAGGACUCAGGGGAUGGAUGUGUCCCAGGAGAAGUGUGCCCGUCCAAGGUCCUGCAUGAAUCCAACACUUCCUUACACUAGCCAUUAUUGACCACACCCUUAUUCCUGCGGACAUUAAAGUGUCUUGUCUUUUCCCCUCUCAGGACAGUCUUGGUUGAUGUAGAUAUCCUUCCCCCAAAAUAUAUAUCAUUCUUUAGUGGGACUGUUUUAUGUAAUGGUUUAGUAUGUAGUUGGGUAUAGGCGACGAGGAUUUAUUUCACGUUUUAUUGUUCGUCAAGCUGCUGUCCUUGGUCUGUCCGCUGGAGUGAGGUUCUCCCAGUUUGUACUUCACCCUCAUGGAGCCUGUCAUGCUGUGCUGCACCCUGAAUGGCCGGCCAGGCUCAUGCAAACUUACUGCAGGAUUGUAUAAAUACCAUCACAAGCAUUUUAGGAAUAAGUGAGAAUAAUUUUAUAUGAAAUAUGUAAGUUCAGUGUGUGUGUGUGUGUGUGUGUGUGUGUGUGUGUGUGUACUUGUCAGAAUUUUUCCACUCUAAAAGAUAUACACUUCUGAUUUUGAAUAAUGAAGUACAAUCAUAUAUCAAAGUUAUAUUUCAAAAAAAUGAUUUGGAGAUGGAUUUAGGUUUUUAUUUAUUAUGUAUGAGUAAUUUUUGAAGUUUUGUAUGAAGAGUACAAUAAAAUGUAGUUUGUA
This is a messenger RNA of Eriocheir sinensis (Chinese mitten crab), 2176 nucleotides long. RefSeq names its product high mobility group protein DSP1-like (gene Dsp1). The coding region runs from base 170 to 787 and encodes 205 amino acids. NCBI's taxonomy places the organism in Eukaryota, Metazoa, Arthropoda, Malacostraca, Decapoda, Varunidae. Gene Ontology annotation, molecular function: DNA binding, bending. The transcript has 5 exons. The record is from RefSeq and is a predicted model, not a curated record. Gene Ontology annotation, cellular component: nucleus. Gene Ontology annotation, biological process: regulation of transcription by RNA polymerase II.